Molecule: messenger RNA, 586 nt
Organism: Galdieria sulphuraria
Lineage: Eukaryota; Rhodophyta; Bangiophyceae; Galdieriales; Galdieriaceae
Product: transcription initiation factor TFIID subunit D11 isoform 2
Exons: 1
Coding region: 134-529 (131 amino acids)
Biological process (GO): transcription by RNA polymerase II
Molecular function (GO): protein heterodimerization activity
Source: RefSeq, a predicted model, not a curated record
GCUAUUUUAUUAUUCUGCUUCUGUAUGUACUUGUAGUGAAUCUAAGCCAUCUACAACGAAUGGAAUUUGCAACUAUUUCUCUUCGUCUGCGAUAAGACUUGUGUGUUGUCCAGUUUGAUAUUUGUUACGCAUUAUGAACAACUCCAAACAAGAAGUCAAAGAAGGAAGAAAAGCAGAACUUUACUUUGGAAAGAAACUUGAACGUGAGUUUGCAUGGUUAUUACGUAGCGCUACUUACAUACCUAUAGUUCCCGCCAUAAUGUAUGGCUUUGGAGACGUAUGUCAGCCUCGAAGAGACUCGGUUACUCUCCUUGAAACAUAUGUGAUAGAUUUCAUUGUUGACCUUGUUGAGAAAUGUAGUGAAGUUGCCCACGAACGAAAAAGAGAAAGACCUGAUAUCAAUGACCUCAAAUUUGUCAUAAGGAAAGACAAGAAGAAGCUCAAUCGUGUCCACUACUUGUUGCGUAUGAAACGAAUCAUAGAUCGAUCCCGUUUUGCGGUAGACCGUCAUAUGUUACCACUUAAAUAAACGAAUCAGUUGGAACACUUUGAAGCUGUUGUUGUAAAUAAAGAACGCAAGUUGGUU